Cloeon dipterum is the source of this 2263-nucleotide messenger RNA. Its product is annotated as SET and MYND domain-containing protein 4-like. Gene Ontology annotation, cellular component: nucleus; cytoplasm. The record is from RefSeq and is a predicted model, not a curated record. Gene Ontology annotation, molecular function: histone deacetylase binding. The transcript has 3 exons. Lineage: Eukaryota; Metazoa; Arthropoda; Insecta; Ephemeroptera; Baetidae. The coding region runs from base 117 to 1961 and encodes 614 amino acids.
GGCGAAACACAUUGAUAAACAAGGAUGCGAAACAUCGGUGAGAGUUGGCCGUGCUUGAGACGUCUGCUUAAAUCUGUCUAAGAAAGAGACAGAAAAGAGCAGUUUUGCGCAGAUCAAUGGGUACCACCAAGGAAACAAACUUUGAAAAUAUAUUCGGCGCGAUUUGCUCAAGACUGAAGGCGGCGGGAACGGUGGAAACGACGUCCAAACAAUUUGCAGCACUGUCCACCGACUCUGAGCGGUACUCGUUCGUAGAGCCUCUUUUGAAUGAUAUUUUCCAGUUUGAUGGCUUUGCUAACAACGCAGAAAAGUCCGAGUCCAUUUCGUGCUCUCUGAGAGAAGCUGGCAAUGACAAAUUCAAAAAGAAACGAGAUCUGGAAGCACUGGAACUUUACACAAAAAGCAUCCUCUACGCCCCCGCCUCCUCGAAAGCACUGGCUUUGGCUUUCGGCAAUCGGUCUGCCGUUUUGAAGUCCCUGAACAAGUACACAGAAUGCAUCUUGGAUGUCCGUCGAGCGUUGUGCCUGGAAUUUCCCGAAAACUCUAAAUACAAGCUGAUGAUCCGCCUGGGAGAAUGCUACAAGGCCCUCGGGGACUUCAAAGAGGCCAUUCAAACCCUCGCAAAGGCCGAAAAGCAGCUGCAGCUUUCAGAUUUGAACGAGGAAAAACGUGUGGAGCAGCGGAAGGUCAUUGCCAGUUUGAUUAGAGAAUGCAACAACCUGAGAAAGGCGGAACGCGGACUUGAAGAGAAGAAAACUGAAACGGAGCUGCCGAGCAAGUCGUAUGGACCACACAGCGAAAUCCUCUGCGCCUCCAAGUGUGUGGACAUCGAGUACUCUCACCAAAUGGGCAGGCAUCUUACUGCAGGCAGAGACAUCGAACCUGGUGAUGUGAUAAUUGUCGAGGAGCCGUACUCUUGGAUUCUUCUGCCUGAAUUUCUGACAAGCCACUGUGGAUACUGCCUGAAGCGCUGCGCCUCUCUCAUCCCCUGUCCUGACUGUGUGAAUGCCAUGUUCUGUGGGGAAGUUUGUCUCGAAAGUGCCAACGGAAAAUACCACCACCAAGAAUGCCAGAUUAUGUCCAACUUGCUGCAGCUGGACAUGGGCAAAAUGUCCCUUCUUGCCGUCCGAAUCCUGACCAUGACCAGCCUGGAUUUUUUGUGCAGGUUCCUUGAAAAUGAUGCGAAUAUUCCUGGAGAUCCUCGUACCCUGGGAUUUAACGAACAAAAGCAGUACAAUUCGCUGGAAUUCGUGCCGAUUUAUCACUUGAUCGGUAACACCGAGUGCCGAAGCGUGUCUGAUCUGUUCAAAAGAAGUCUCAUGGCCGCUUGCCUGAUGAAAUGCCUGAAAUUAGAAUCGCCUCUUAUUGGAGGACUCCUUUUGAGACUGCUGCAGAACUUGCCUUGCAACGCCCAUGAAAUAUCCGAAACCGUCCUCUCGAAGCGGGAGAACGACGUGCCGAUGAGCUUGGAAAUCGGAGCCGCCGCCUACGCUUGCCUCAGCCUUUUGAACCACUCGUGCGACCCAAACGUGGUGCGCCACUCGCACGGAAACACGGCCGUCCUCAGAGCCAUCAAGUUCAUCGCCAAAGGGUCCGAAAUCUUGGACAACUACGGCUUCCACUUUGCCGUCCACCCGAAGGAGUCUCGGCAGACGCAUUUGCGUUCUCAGUACCUUUUCGAUUGUGCCUGCGAAGCGUGCUCUCAAUCCUGGCCUCUGCACCAGGACCUGCCGAGUUUGCCGUUGAAUAAAAAUCUCGUUCAAGAUGAAUCUGAAAAGCUGCAGGUUUUGAUCAAAAAAUGCUUGGCCGGGGAAGACGUCCCUGCGGGCACUAACCAACAGAUUUUUCGCCACAUCAAAUUUCUGCAAGAAAACAACGCCCGCCUGUGCCAAGAAUUCAACUGUUGCCAAGAAAUAGCUAAACAAAACUUCGCCAAACAGGGGAAUUUCUAUUAUGUCUAACAAACUAGUCGCUUUUUGCCUUAAACUUAUAAGUGCCAAUUAUUUAUUAAUGAGAUUAAUAUUCUGUUAAUUAAUUGUGUUGUGUAGUAUACUCAAAUUGACCUGACCGGGUUGUUAAUCCCUCUAAUUAUUUUUAAGCAUUUCGCUGUGAAUCGAUCAAAUAUUUUGUAUCAAUUUGUGAAUAAUUGUGAAUCUCAAACGUGGACAACGGUGAUCAAUGCUGUAAUAAACUUGCCUUAAUAGUUGUUUUGGCUAACAUUUAAUAAAAUGAUUGUUAAAUAAACAAAAUAUGGAAUUUUUAA